AGCUUGUAAGCCAAGGCAGCAGCAGUGAAGCAAUCGAAAAAAUAGCGCACAUAAACGACGCCGCAUUGAUUUCUCUAUAAAUAAUCCCAAUUUUAUUUAGAAUUGCCGUCUUAAUCGACUGCUUCCUCCUCCUCCUCCUCCUCCUCCUCCGUUUCACAGUACGCAAUUUCAGAUUGUAGCUAGAAGCAAAAAUGGCUGGUUGUGCAUUCAAACAAGUUAUAGUUGGCAACUUGUACGGAAGUAGAAGUUGCCUUCGUUACAGAAACAUUAGUACAGUCAUUUUGGGUUUGAAAACCCAAGGACAACCCACCUUCCAUUCUCCAAUUUAUGGUUAUGUUGCUGCCCAUGGAAAUUUCUUGAACAAGAGAUUUUCUUCACCCGUACUGUUGGGAUCUAAAUGCUUUCGUAGUUCAUUGCCUUCUCCAUGUUCGUCGGCUUUAUCAACUGCUCCUUCAGUUUCCUUGUCUAAAGAGAACUGCUCAAAAUUGACUUCAAUAUUCAGGAAUAUUUCUGUUGAAAAAACGCUGAAGCUGAUAUCAGGAUCUUGCUACUUACCACAUCCUGAUAAGGUAGAAACUGGAGGAGAGGAUGCUCAUUUUAUUUGUAAACAUGAACAAGCAAUCGGUGUAGCUGAUGGCGUAGGUGGUUGGGCAGGUGUUGGCGUUGAUGCAGGGCAUUAUUCCCGUAAACUCAUGCUUAGUUCAGCUUCUGCAAUUCAAUGUGACCACAAGAAUGGUUCAAUCGACCUAGUUAGAGCCUUGAAGAAAGCUCACGCUGAGACGAAAGUUAAGGGUUCAUCUACAGCAUGUAUUGUAGCACUUAUAAAUGAGGGUCUCUGUGCAAUUAAUCUAGGAGACAGUGGCUUUACUGUGGUUCGAGAUGGACAUAAAUUAUUCAGCUCUCCUGUGCAGCUUCAUGGUUUUAAUUUUCCUUAUCAACUUGCGAAUGGAAAGCAUAGUGAUCUACCUAGCUCUGGUCAGGUGUUCAAACUCAAUGUUGCUCCUGGUGAUGUUAUAGUUGUUGGGACAGAUGGGUUGUUCGACAACUUGUUCAACAAUGAAAUUAUUGAACUAGUGGUUGAUGCCUUGCGAGAUGGCUUAUCUCCGAACAAGACUGCUCAGAGAAUAGCUGCAUCCGCACAACAAGUAGCACAAGACAAACAUCAUCCGGAGACCCCCUUUUCCAUUGCUGCUCGCGAAGCUGGAUUUCACUGGCCUACUGCUGGCAAGCUUGACGACAUCACUGUUGUUGUUUCAUAUGUUACUAAUGCUUCUUAUGCAUGUUCAAAACCGGAGCUUGGGAAGAGUACACACCUGAGUGGGUUUCUCGACAGAAUAAAAUCCGUAUUGAAGCUCUUCAUAGCUCGAUGAAGCACACUGUAUCAAGGAAUGUUUGGCUAUACAUGUACAAGCUUCUGUCAAGUAAUCGAUUUUCAAAAUUUUAUGAUUGCUUUCAGCCACAAUUGUAAGCCUGAUAUGACGACUUUAAUCUGCAAUAUGUUACAGGUCCGUAAACUUGAAGAAAUGGGAUGUUGUUUGGGAACUUGAACAAUCUGUUCUUUUUUUUUUUCAAUAUAUAUAUUUUAUUUUUUGUUUUAAAUUUAGAGUGUAAAUUAAUUUUCAUUUACUCAUCUAACAUAAAUAAAAACAUACAUUUAUCUUGAAA
Messenger RNA from Mercurialis annua (annual mercury), 1665 nucleotides. Its product is annotated as probable protein phosphatase 2C 55. NCBI's taxonomy places the organism in Eukaryota, Viridiplantae, Streptophyta, Magnoliopsida, Malpighiales, Euphorbiaceae. Bases 192 to 1370 code for a protein of 392 amino acids. The transcript is spliced from 7 exons. The record is from RefSeq and is a predicted model, not a curated record.